GCGGGUUCGCGCGCGCUGCUGAUGUGAGGACGCAGGUGACGCGGCGCUCAGCACCCAUCGGAAGACGCGCAGGAUCGAGACGCGUUGCUCUCUGACGGAUACUGACAUUAUUCCGGACUCAGAUUCCAGAGAAAAGCGCAGGGAUUUGGGAAGAAGGAGAGACGGAGACGCAGGGAGAGCAUUGCGAAGGUCUGGGGAAUGCCGGCCAGUAGAACGUUCCUCGUGUAGGAUAAGGCUAUUUGAAUGAACAUGGACAAAUGACCUGCAUGUUAAGACUCAGCCAUGAGCAUCACCUGUGGUCCACAGGACUCAAGAUAGCUGCAUCACGCCUCUCAGCAUCAUCCUGAAGGAAACCCAAGAAUCACAGUGCUUUGAAACCUCAAUUGGAAGCCUCUCAGAGAAAACUUAAAUUGGCGGCCAAGCUGGGGCUAAAAAGCAGGAAUUCCCAUCUAUCCCUCAUCACGCCCUGCCUGUGCCCGAUGCACCGACCAAUGGAGAGACUACGGAAAGAGUCUGGAUAAAGUGGAGACAGGCCAAGAAAGAAAGAGAAAACGAGUGAACGAUUGGCCCGUCUUGGCCUCAUCUGUGAUCAUAGUCAAAGAGAAUCUUUGAGCGCUAUCUCUGCUCUGCCGAGACCAGGUUUCUGAGCUCGUAUCAUCAGGGUGGGUGAAAUGCAGUCUGGGUGCUGGUCCUCUCUCUGGCCCCUGUGGCCCUUGCUGUUGGCUGGACUCUUUCUGUCGGCGGGGGCCCUGGAGUUCGGCGGGGCCCCGGGGCAGUGGGCUCGCUAUGCCCGCUGGGAGGCCGGCUCGAUCGGGGAGCUCAGCUUUAGUCUGAAGACCAACGUGAGCAAGGCGCUGGUUCUGUACCUGGACGACGGCGGGAACUGUGACUUCCUAGAGCUGCUCAUCGGCGGCGGACACCUGCAGCUGCGCUUCGCCAUCCACUGCGCCGAGCCAGCCGCCCUCCAGAUGGAGACCCGUGUCAGCGACGACCGCUGGCACAUGGUGCUGCUCACCCGUAACUACCGCGAGACCAUGCUGAUGGUGGACGGGGAAACCAAAGUGGCAGAGGUGCGUUCCAAGCGCAAGGAGAUGGCGGUCGUCAGCGACCUGUUCGUGGGGGGCAUCCCUCCGGACGUGCGUCUGUCCGCGCUCACGUCCAGCACGGUCAAAUACGAGCCUCCGUUCAUGGGCUUGAUCUCCAAUCUGAAGGUGGGCGAGAUGCCUCCCACUCUACUCAACAGCAACGGCAUUCAUAACGAUCUGGAGUAUCUGUGCGUCAAGCAAAACCCCUGCCUCAACGGGGGAUACUGCAGCGUCCAGUUCGGCGAGGUCUACUGCGACUGCUCUCACACACGCUUCCGAGGGAAAUACUGCAAAGAAGAAGAGUACGCUGUGGAAGGAGACUCGUCUCUCGUGGGGAAAGAGGAAUCGGUGGCCACCUUCAAGGGAACCGAGUUCUUCUGUUACGAUCUGUCCAUGACUCCCAUCCAGAGCAGCACGGAUGAGAUCACGCUGUCCUUCCGAACGCUCCAGCGCAACGGUCUGAUGCUUCACACCGGGAAAUCUGCAGACUACGUCAACCUGUCGCUGAAGAGCGGCGCCGUCUGGCUCGUCAUCAACCUGGGCUCCGGCGCCUUCGAGGCGCUCGUGGAACCGGUGAACGGGAAGUUUAACGACAACGCUUGGCACGAUGUUAAAGUCACACGAAACCUGCGACAGCACUCAGGCAUUGGACACGCUAUGGUCACCAUCUCAGUGGACGGCAUUCUGACCACCACCGGAUACACGCAGGAGGACUACACCAUGCUGGGCUCCGACGACUUCUUCUACAUCGGAGGAAGCCCGAACACGGCCGACCUGCCCGGAUCUCCCGUCAGCAACAACUUCAUGGGCUGCCUGAAAGACGUGGUGUACAAGAACAACGACUUCAAGCUGGAGCUGUCUCGUCUGGCCAUCGAGAGGGACCCUAAGAUCAGUGUGCACGGGGACCUGGUGUUCCGCUGCGAGGACGUUGCGGCCCUGGACCCCGUGACCUUCGAGACGGCCGAGUCCUACAUCUCCCUCCCGCGCUGGGACACCAAGAAGACCAGCUCCAUCUCCUUCGACUUCCGCACCACGGAGCCCAGCGGCCUGCUGCUGUUCAGCCACGGCAAGCCUCAGAGCAGCAGAGAGCAGCGGCCUGGCCGCGAGAUGAAGACCGACUACUUCGCCAUGGAGCUGCUCGACGGCUUUCUCUACCUGCUGAUGGACAUGGGCUCCGGCAGCAUCAAGCUCAAGACCAGCAACAAGAAGGUGAACGACGGAGAGUGGUGCCACGUGGACUUCCAGAGAGAGGGACGGAGAGGCUCCAUCUCCGUCAACAGCCGCUCCAUUCCCUUCAGCUCUAACGAGGGCAGUGAGAUCCUGGACCUGGACAGUGACAUGUAUCUGGGUGGUUUGCCGGAGAGCGGUCAGGGCCUGAUCCUGCCGCCCGAGGUCUGGACCGCGCUGCUCAACUACGGCUACGUGGGCUGCGUCCGCGACCUCUUCAUCGACGGCAAGAGUCGAGACGUGCGGCGUCUGGCGGAGAUCCAGAGCGUGCCGGGCGUCAGCAGCUUCUGCACGCGCGAGCUCCAGAAGAGGUGCAGCAGCGCCCCCUGCGCCAACGGAGGACAGUGCAAGGAGGGCUGGAACCGCUACAUCUGCGACUGCACCGGCACCGGAUUCCUGGGAGGCAACUGUGAGAUCGACGUGUGUGUGUUGAGCUACGACGGCAGCAUGUAUCUGAAGAUCAUCAUGCCCAGCACACUGCACACGGAGGCCGAGGAUGUGGCGCUGCGCUUCAUGUCUCAGCGGGCGUACGGGCUGCUCGUGGCCACCACCUCCAAAGAGUCGGCCGACACGCUGCGGCUGGAGCUGGACGGAGGACGGGUCAAACUCACGGUCAACCUCGGUAAAGGUCCAGAGAUCCUGACGGCCGGUCAGAAACUGAAUGAUAACGAGUGGCACUCAGUGAAAGUGGUCCGGCGCGGGAGGAACCUGCAGCUGUCUGUGGAUAACGUGACUGUGGAAGGUAGAAACUCAUUCUUCAUCAAGCUUCAUUUGCUCAUGAGCUCAGCUAGUGGAAAGAAAACAUCUGAAAUACACAUUGAAGUGUACGUUCACUAUGUGUUUGACCUGGGGAACGGCCCGUCUCUGAUGAAGGGAAACUCGGAGAAGCCGCUCAACGACAAUCAGUGGCACAACGUGGUGGUUUCACGCGACACCAAUAACGUACACACGCUCAAGAUCGACUCUCGCACCGUGACACAGCACUCUAACGGAGCCAGGAACCUGGACCUCAAAG
This is a messenger RNA of Sinocyclocheilus grahami, 3327 nucleotides long. Its product is annotated as neurexin-2-like. The record is from RefSeq and is a predicted model, not a curated record. The transcript is spliced from 13 exons. NCBI's taxonomy places the organism in Eukaryota, Metazoa, Chordata, Actinopteri, Cypriniformes, Cyprinidae. The annotation marks the transcript as partial.